AUGCCGGACAUGCAGGGGCUUGUGAAUGAGUUGAUUGACAAGCUUAAAAAACGGCGAGUGAAGGGAUCACUGGAAACUCCUUUGCAGACUGCAGAGCUGCUGAGGUCUGUGAUUUCUGUACAAAAACUUCCUCCUACAAAUAAGGCUGCAGCAUUGAUUAACGCUGUGAGGGAUGUAGGGGAGAAGUUGAUUGCUGCAAACCCUGUUGAACUUUCUGUUGGGAAUGUUAUUAGACGCGUCCUUCAUAUUAUUAGAGAGGAGGAUUUAUCCCCAUCAAGUGAUGAAGCUGGGGAUAAUGAGGAGGAAAUCACUUGGCUCAGAGACAAUACUGCUCCAUAUGUUGCUGAAAUUAUACGCCCUCCAUUACUGCACAUGCUUCAUACCUUUUCAUCUGCCGAGGAAAAAUCCAAAUCUUAUAUAUUUGGAAGGAGCAGGAAGCUAAAGCAUGAUGUCAUUGAGGCAAUUAAUAUGUUAAUCGAAGAUGUUAAUAUCUGUUAUGAACUAAUUGCAGAGCAGGCAGUUGAGCAUAUUCAUCACAAUGAAACGAUAUUGACCCUGGGUUGGUCUAGAACUGUAUUGGAAUUCUUACUUGCUGCGAAGGACAAAAAACGUUCAUUUCAUGUUUUUGUAGCUGAAGGUGCCCCAAGGUGCCAUGGCCAUGCUCUUGCACAAGAGCUUGUUGGAAGAGGUUUAAAAACUACAGUAAUUGCAGAUGCUUCAGUUUUUGCAAUGAUUUCUCGUGUAAACAUGGUUAUAGUUGGAGUUCAUGCGGUGAUGGCCAAUGGCGGUGUCAUUGCUCCUGUUGGCAUGGAUAUGGUCGCACUUGCUGCUCAGAAGUUUGCUGUUCCAGUUGUUGUCGUUGCUGGCAUUCACAAGUUGCGCCCACUGUAUCCGGAAAAUCCUGAGGUAUCAUUAAACGACAUGAGAUCGCCAUCAGAACUGCUGGAGUUGGGAAAGUUCUCCGAUUGCAUGGAUUUUGGAAGCGUAGAUGGUGCUCCUCUCGUUCAUGUGGCCAAUCCUGUGUUCGAUUAUGUGCCGCCAGAACUUGUCAGUCUAGUUAUUACUGACAUAGGAGGGCAUAAGCCAUCAUAUAUAUACAGGCUAAUUGCUGACUACUACUCCAGCCAAGAUUAUGUACGUUAUGGGAGGGAUGCUUUAUUCAAACUCUGAAAUAUUGGCAUCAUCAUUUCCAAAAUGAAGCUUCAAUUAUUCCAAUUCGGGGAAAGA
This is a messenger RNA of Coffea eugenioides, 1227 nucleotides long. Its product is annotated as translation initiation factor eIF-2B subunit beta-like. The transcript is spliced from 10 exons. Gene Ontology annotation, molecular function: guanyl-nucleotide exchange factor activity; translation initiation factor activity. Gene Ontology annotation, biological process: translational initiation. The coding region runs from base 1 to 1170 and encodes 389 amino acids. Gene Ontology annotation, cellular component: eukaryotic translation initiation factor 2B complex. The record is from RefSeq and is a predicted model, not a curated record. NCBI's taxonomy places the organism in Eukaryota, Viridiplantae, Streptophyta, Magnoliopsida, Gentianales, Rubiaceae.